AUGCCUCGUCAACGCCGUGGUGCCGCCCCUACUCCUGCGCGUAGCGCACCCACUCGCCCUACCGCCGCUCCUGCUCGGCCCGCGGCUGCUCCUACUCAGCAAUCGCAGCCUCACUCGACCGCCGCCCACCCCCCACAAGCCGCCCAGGCUCCUCCCGCACAGAGUGCCGGCCCUGGUCUAUUCGGCCAGAUGGCCUCAACUGCCGCUGGUGUCGCUGUCGGAUCUUCUAUCGGCCACGCCAUCGGUGGCUUCUUCGGUGGUGGCUCCAGCGCUCCUGCUGAGGCCCAGCAGGCUCCUCCUGCUCCUGCUCAGGCUAUGGACAACGGCCUCUACCAGAGCAACGCUGGCCAGAGCUCGUUUGAGAACCCUGCUUGUGAGGUUGAUGUUCGCAACUUCCGCACCUGCAUGGAUGAGAACCAGGGUAACAUCAGCAUUUGCGGUUGGUACCUCGAUCAGCUGAAAGCUUGCCAGGCUGCUGCUAAGCAAUACUAA
Messenger RNA from Penicillium bovifimosum, 492 nucleotides. RefSeq names its product coiled-coil-helix-coiled-coil-helix domain-containing protein. The coding region runs from base 1 to 492 and encodes 163 amino acids. The transcript has 3 exons. NCBI's taxonomy places the organism in Eukaryota, Fungi, Ascomycota, Eurotiomycetes, Eurotiales, Aspergillaceae. Gene Ontology annotation, cellular component: nucleus; mitochondrion. Gene Ontology annotation, biological process: mitochondrion organization. The record is from RefSeq and is a predicted model, not a curated record.